AUGGAAAGUCAGUUAUGCGGAGACAAUAAAAAGACUCCAAGCCCCAGCGACAGGUCUCUGCUCCUUUUCUCGGCAAGCAGGGGGAGUAGUCACAGCUGGACGGAUAAUAAGAUGCGCAUGAAUUUACAAUCUGGAAUAAAAGAUAAGAGAAAAUAAAUGGACGGCGCGGUCAGUCUCAGCGCGGAUGUACUAUGUAAAACUAAAGUUAGUGUUUGUUCUGUGUAGGCUACGACGCUGCGCUUUUGUGUGUGACUUCCAUAAAGCGCAGAAUAGUAAACUUCAGGCUCCGCUUUCCUCACUUGAUGGAGUUAGAAAGUUUCUUUAGUUCACUCACAAUGGGAAGAAAAGCGCUCUUAGCUGACUGUGAAGGCUUCCUGUGGUCCAAGUGGAACACUGACUUCAGUAAGGAGAAGGAACACCACUCCAGGAUAUGAAGUUUGUUGUAGUCAUUUUGCUGCAGAGAUCUGCGGAUUGUUCAGAGACCACCUCUCCAUUACCUGCCCAUCUAGAAUAUGAGUGAGCGGUGUGUAGGCUCUGGUGGGUGGUUAGGUUAUUACACUCUUAUUUUUUGACAACAAUGUCAUUUUCAUAAAACCAUACAGUGCCGAGUCGCUUUGACUGAUGAGGACCAAAGAUUCCCCCUACCGUGAGUCUGUCCACCCAGAUCCAGCUGUGAUUUGGUCUAUCACCCCUUACUGAAUCCUCCACCAUUCAGCAUUUCGAGUUGCCAUUGGAAGAAACCCAAUGUCUGCCUCCCCUCCCCCAUCCUUACCUCGAACUUACCUUCAGUCUCUUCAUCUUCUGUCCGCCCUGUCCCCUUCCCCAUCGCCAAGCCCGCCUGGACCGCUUUAUACCCGGCUGUCCAACGGCAGUCACAGCGGCCCCAGCCCCACCAACUCCCGCAGCUCCUUCCAUGGGGUGUCCUUCCUGCUACAGAUCGGACUCACCAGAGAAACGGUGAACCUGGAAGCCAGUGACCUGUCGCUGUCUGCUGUCAAGGACCUGGUGUGCUCCAUAGUGGACCAGAAGUUCCCAGAGUGCGGGUUCUUCGGUAUGUACGACAAGAUCCUGCUGUUCCGCCACAACCUAAAUGACGAGAACAUCCUGCAGAGGUUGACCUCGGCAGAGGACAUCCAUGAAGGAGACCUCAUUGAGGUGGUGCUCUCGGCUCAAGCCACAGUUGAAGACUUCCAGAUCCGACCCCAUGCCCUUUUUGUCCACUCCUACAAGGCCCCCACCUUCUGUGACUACUGUGGGGAGAUGCUGUGGGGUCUGGUUCGUCAGGGGCUCAAAUGUGAAGGGUGUGGGCUAAACUACCACAAGCGCUGCGCCUUUAAGAUCCCAAAUAACUGUUCUGGUGUCAGGAAGAGGCGACUGUCCAAUGUCUCAUUGCCUGCACAGUCCCUGUCUGUCCCCCGACUGGUACCUAAUGAGCAUGUCGUGGUUGUCCUGGAUGAGCAAAGGCCCCAUCAGGAGCCAGGGAAGCGGAUCCUGUCCUGGAGCGGCAGGCCUAUUUGGAUGGAGAAGAUGGUGCUGGGGCGGGUUAAGGUGCCACACACUUUUGCCAUUCACACUUACACUCGUCCCACUAUCUGCCAGUACUGCAAGCGUCUGCUGAAGGGUCUAUUUCGCCAAGGCAUGCAGUGUAAAGACUGCAGAUUCAACUGCCAUAAGCGGUGUGCUUCAAAGAUACCAAGAGACUGUUUAGGGGAGGUGGACUUCAACGGCGAGCCAGUCAGCCCUGGCCCAGACUCUGACACUACCAUGGAUGUUAUGGAGGUGGACAGUAGUGAUAUCGAUGGCAGCAGGGGACUGGAUGACCCAGAAGAACCGUCCACCCCAGAUGAGAGGAUGUUCGACAUGGAAUCUCCCUUCAUGGACAGAGAGAAGGAUGAAGAGCCCAUUAAGACUAUUAGCCCUUCCACCAGCAGCAACAUCCCUCUGAUGCGUGUGGUCCAGUCCAUCAAACACACCAAGAGGCGGAGCUCCACAGUGGUGAAGGAAGGCUGGAUGGUUCAUUAUACAAGCAGGGACAACUUGCGGAAGAGACAUUACUGGAGGCUGGACAGCAAGAGUCUGAGUCUUUUCCAAAACGACACUGGAGCCAAGUUCUACAAAGAAAUCCCUUUGUCCGAGAUCCUUCAGGUAGAACAGUCCAGAGACUACAGUAACCUGGCCCAGGGCAGCAACCCCCACUGCUUUGAGAUCAUCACAGCCACUAUGGUCUACUAUGUAGGAGAGAACAACAUCAGUCACUGCCACAGCCCUGCUCUGGCCGCCUCAGGAGUUGGCAUGGAGGUGGCUCAAGGAUGGGAGAAGGCCAUCAGACAAGCCCUGAUGCCCGUCACCCCUCAGCCCAGUGUGGCCAGUGCUGCUGGCCAGGGCAAAGAUCACAAAGAGCUGUCCAUCAGCAUAUCUGUGUCCAACUGCCAGAUCCAGGAGAAUGUGGAUAUUGCCUCAGUAUACCAAAUCUUCUCUGAUGAGGUGCUGGGAUCAGGCCAGUUUGGCAUCGUAUAUGGAGGGAAACACAGAAAGAGUGGUAGAGAUGUGGCCAUCAAGGUUAUUGACAAGAUGAGAUUUCCUACCAAGCAGGAGAGCCAGUUAAGGAAUGAGGUGGCCAUAUUACAGAAUCUGCACCACCCAGGCAUUGUCAACUUGGAGUGCAUGUUUGAAACACCAGAGCGGGUCUUUGUUGUCAUGGAGAAACUGCAUGGCGACAUGCUGGAGAUGAUCCUGUCCAGUGAAAAGAGCAAACUGCCUGAACGAAUCACCAAGUUCCUUGUCACACAGAUCCUAGUGGCCCUGAGACAUCUGCACUUCAAAAACAUUGUUCACUGUGACUUGAAACCUGAGAAUGUACUACUGGCCUCUGCAGAGCCCUUUCCUCAGGUGAAGCUGUGUGACUUUGGCUUUGCCCGGAUCAUUGGUGAGAAGUCAUUCCGGCGCUCAGUAGUGGGAACUCCUGCUUACCUGGCUCCAGAGGUGCUGCGCAGUAAAGGCUACAACCGUUCCUUAGACAUGUGGUCAGUGGGAGUCAUUGUGUAUGUCAGCCUGAGCGGGACCUUCCCGUUUAAUGAAGAUGAGGACAUUAAUGACCAGAUCCAGAACGCUGCCUUCAUGUACCCCCCUACGCCCUGGAAGGACAUCUCUACAGAAGCCACAGAUCUGAUCAACAAUCUUCUCCAAGUCAAGAUGAGGAAGAGGUACAGCGUGGACAAGUGUCUUAGUCAUCCCUGGUUACAGGACUAUCAGACGUGGCUGGACCUCAGGGAGUUUGAGACGCGGCGAGGCGAGCGCUACAUCACGCACGAGAGUGAUGAUGCACGCUGGGAGGAGUAUGCAGACGAGCACAGCCUCGUUUACCCCAAACACUUCAUCAUGGCUCCCAACCUGGACGACAUGGAAGAGGACCCCUAGUGACAUGGGGGACUUUCUGCACCACAUCUGUUAAGGACUAGGGCUGUCAUAGGGACUUUUUGAAAUGAAGCUUUGGGAGCAGCGGAUUUUCCCUUCAGAAAUGUUUGUUGUAGAAGCAGAGAGCAGCCGAUCAGAUGGCGAAUUACUCUCCAGAGGCUGUAAGAAGUGGGGGAAACCCAACAGAAUUUGUAGCAUGAUGCACUGCUACAACCAGCAGGCAGGCGGAGAUGUGCGCCACAGAAAUGCAUUAAGAAACUGUCAAGAGUGAAGCGAGUUGGUUCUUCUCUUUGCACGGUAUUAAAACAUUCCAUGAUCACGAACAAUCACAAGCCAAAAUAUGCAAGGUGAGCUUCAUUUUAGUUACAUACGUUCACUUUAGUUAAUGUACACACAAUUUUGGUUUAUUUUGUGUGACAAUGGCUCUUUUCUUUUUGUGAGAUGGGAGAACUAGUUGGAAAGAAAGCUUAGCCUGGAGUAAAGGGCACUUUUCACAAGAGAUUUGCAGAACAAACCCUAGUGUGUUUGAUUCUCACUUCUGAACUGUUUGUGAGACUGUCCUUUGGCAUGAAACUGGAACUGUCAUGUGUUUGUAUGUUUUUUAUGAACUUAGUAAUUGUGUUAGAUGUUUGCACUAUAUUACCAUUGAAUAUAGCAUUUGAAUAGAAACACUAUUCGCUGCUCCAGAAAGCAAACUGCUUAUCAAGUCUAGUGCAAAGUGUUAAAGAGUAAUCUGCAGAAAGUUGAUACUACAACACAGUAUUGGCUGCUUGGACAUGUACUUUAACAAACUCCAGCAGGUAUUUUCAAUCAGCAUGUCUUUACCAUGAGAUCUGUUAGUGGCAGCUAAUAGUGUGUAAGUUUUAUCAGCUUUCCACUGGUAACUGACAGACCAUGACCUAAUAUCUUAACAAAAACUGUGCAUUUAUUGUUUCUGAAAUGAAUUAACAUUGUGAGUUUCAUUGUGCUACCCUCCAAUUCUAAAAUAUACAUUUUUUGAUGCUCUGUCUGAAGCACUGCAUCUCCACAGGUGGCCAACUUGGGUUUUACAUAGAACAAAAUACUGGUGUAAAUUUCCUUGUUUGUUAUGUUGUGUAGACAAUUUAACAGACUUUUUGUUUAGACAGUUGUCAGUGAAAAUAGGUAUAAUUACAAUUUGGUUCACAUGGAAGUUUAUAGUACUGCAGUCUCGUACUGUAGUUUGCUCCAUUGGUGUGUUUUGGGAGUACGACUCUGUUUCCCGUUGUCCCUUUCCUGUCUUUGUUGCCGCUGGAUUGGCAGGUGUCAGUAUUGUUAUAUUUCACUACAUACCAAUGGAAUAAAAAUCCUUAAUUCUUAACUGGGAAUGAACAUUUUCUUCAAGCUCCAAAUGUCUUUGUGUUCAUGCUCCUGAUUUUCAACAAUAGAUUUUGGCUUUGUGUGCCCCAGCAUACACACGUGCAUGAAUAAGCAGUCCUGGCUUGUAGUUUUGUGUAUGUUGCAUCAUGAUGUGUGAUUGAGUGUGUGCGUGUGUAGUGGUUUCACAUGUCAGAUCCCAUUCUCAGCAAGUGGAUGUGAUUGUUGCACCACACCAAGCACUAUGCCAAGCCAGUCGCUAACCACAGGGGAGUAAU
This is a messenger RNA of Monopterus albus (swamp eel), 5027 nucleotides long. It is a transcript of the gene prkd3, whose product is annotated as protein kinase D3. The record is from RefSeq and is a predicted model, not a curated record. Bases 745 to 3417 code for a protein of 890 amino acids. Lineage: Eukaryota; Metazoa; Chordata; Actinopteri; Synbranchiformes; Synbranchidae. Gene Ontology annotation, biological process: intracellular signal transduction; phospholipase C-activating G protein-coupled receptor signaling pathway; protein phosphorylation. Gene Ontology annotation, molecular function: ATP binding; protein serine/threonine kinase activity. Gene Ontology annotation, cellular component: cytosol. The transcript has 19 exons.